CGAAAAUACAUAUAAAAAUGAAAAGGGAAGGAAAGGAAGAAACGGGCUACGCUAGCUAUCAUGGUCCUUGUGAUAAAGUAAAAGGGAGAAAGAGAGGGCUCUGUCACCGCUAGCUUUGCGUUCUUCUCACACUCAAACUGUGAUGGGAAUCUUGCAUUAAUUGGGCUUUAAAGGGAAAGGGCUCAAGUGCGUGCACUUGGGAUCGUAUCGUCGAGUUCUGGAAUGGCAUCAAAAUUGCUGUUGGUGGUUGUUUUUAUCUUGGAUUUGAUUGCUUUUUCACUUGCUGUAGCUGCUGAGCAGCGGAGAUCUUCUGCAAGGGUCGCCACUGAUGCAAACUUCAACUAUUGUGUUUACGAGUCGGACAUAGCAACUGGCCUUGGUGUGGGGUCAUUUUUGUUCCUUAUGGCUAGUCAACUACUGAUAAUGGCAGCCACUAGGUGCUUGUGCUGUGGGAGAGCCCUCCGACCCAGUCGUUCCAGGGUUUGGGCAAUUGUCUUGUUCAUCACUUGCUGGAUGACAUUUUUCAUUGCUGAGGUUUGCUUGUUGGCUGCCUCGGUACGAAAUGCCUACCACACCAAGUACAGGACCUAUUUGUCGCAACAUCCUCCUUCUUGUGAGACCUUGAGAAAGGGAGUGUUUGGAGCAGCAGCAGCGUUCAUUGUCUUUACUGGCAUUCUAUCUGAGAUGUUCUAUGUCAGCUACUCAAAAACCGGUGAUGGAUUUUUGCAUCAGAGUCAGGAUACAGGCAUUAGGAUGGGAUCCAUAUAGCUGCAACCCUACUGGAGACCAAAGAGAUGGUAGUUUUUCACAUUUAUAUACCUUUGAAUAAACAAACUUACCCGGCUGGGUAAAGUAAUUUCAUAGCACAUACACAAUGAGCAUUGUAAUACAUAUCUUGCUAUGUAAUAAACUGUGUAUCUAUUGUUAAACAGUGCCUUAUUGAGUA
Molecule: messenger RNA, 946 nt
Organism: Sesamum indicum (sesame)
Lineage: Eukaryota; Viridiplantae; Streptophyta; Magnoliopsida; Lamiales; Pedaliaceae
Product: 1,3-beta-glucan synthase component (DUF1218)
Source: RefSeq, a predicted model, not a curated record